Cavia porcellus (domestic guinea pig) is the source of this 1928-nucleotide messenger RNA. It is a transcript of the gene Efcab2, whose product is annotated as EF-hand calcium binding domain 2. Bases 247 to 753 code for a protein of 168 amino acids. Gene Ontology annotation, cellular component: sperm principal piece. The transcript is spliced from 7 exons. The record is from RefSeq and is a predicted model, not a curated record. Gene Ontology annotation, molecular function: calcium ion binding. NCBI's taxonomy places the organism in Eukaryota, Metazoa, Chordata, Mammalia, Rodentia, Caviidae.
CAGAGGGGAGGGAGGGAGGCGGGCGUGCGUGCGUGCGUGUGUGUGUGUGUGUGUGUGUGUGUGUCCUCACAUCAAUCACGACCACGCAAAGCCAGCGUCCCCUCCGCCGGGCUCCGACCUAGCUGCACUGGGAAGGGGAGGUCGGCGGCCGCACGGGGUCAUGUCGCCCUGGAAAGUGCGCGCUCGCCAGUCCCCAGGAUCUCGCGCGCCCCGCGCCGUCUCCCCGGCGACGCGCUCCGCGGCAAGAUGGCGGAAGGUAGAGACAAGGAAGAGUUAAAAGUAGCAGAAUUUCACAAAAGAAUCAAAGAUGCAUUUGAAGUGUUUGACCAUGAGUUGAAUAAUACAGUGGAUGUGAGAGAGAUUGGGACAAUUGUCAGAUCAUUAGGAUGCUGCCCCAGCGAGGGAGAGCUACAUGAUCUGCUGGCAGAGGUAGAGGAAGAAGAACCCACAGGAUACAUUCGAUAUGAAAAGUUUCUUCCAGUGAUGACCAAAGUACUUCUGGAAGGGAGAUACAGACCAAUUCCAGAUGAUGUCCUUCUUCAGGCUUUUGAGACUUUAGAUUCGGCUAAACGUGGAUUUCUUACUAAGGAAGAAUUGAUCAAGUAUAUGACUGAAGAAGGAGCUGGGCGUUGUUCUAAGUGGCGGCUGUGGUGGUUUAGCUGGUGGAUGAUGAGCUGGACUCCUGCCCUUCAGAUCCAGCAACCCUCACCCCUUUGCUGGGGCCAGUUGCGCAGUUUCCUCUACCAUCGGUGACACAAGUUCUUACCUCUCAGCUGUGUUAGGACACUGAUUAACUCAGUGUAUGUGACGUGCUUAGAUCAAUGCCCGGCACACAAUAUUGCUCCCUGAAUGUUGGUUACUUAAUAUUCUUUUAACAGCUUACAUUAGAGUUCAUUUAGCAGUAGAUUUUGUGUGUCAUCAUCGGGUUUAAAGAUGAAUAGGAAUUUGUCAUUUUUAGCAAUUCAGCCUUUCUUCCCUUCAUGAGGAUGUAGGCAUGAUUUCCAAAGCACUCUGGAGCACAUUUCUCUUGUUUCACGGUACUACCUUCACUGUCAUCAAAUCCAUACUGAAUAAUUUCAGUAUUAGUAAGUGACUCCCAACCAGGGAAGCACUGCUUGUAGUGGUAGGUGACUUAGGCUCAUGGAGUAAGCAGACCUCAGACGUUGGUGACUUAGCUGCUUGGGUAAAACUCUCCCUCCAGAGCCAAAGGCAGUGAUUUACAUGUUCUGUAUUUAAUGUUAGGACAGAACUGUGUCCUAACAUCUUAUUCUUUUCAACUUUCUUCCUGAGUUGGCUUUUCCUCUUGGUGAAACCCAUUUCCAAGACAGCUCUCAGCUGUUACUUGAAUCCAAUUAAACCCACAGGUUUUCUCCGCUACUUCAACUUUGGACUGAACUCUUAAAAGGAGGACUUUGGAAAUGGUUGAUGAAUUGUAUCUUUUGCUAGGGUCAGUGGGCAUCACUGACCUGGCUCAGACGGGUUAGGAAAUAUUCCCAGACAGAGUUGUUACAGUCUCAGGACUUUUUAUCUGCUCUUCAGUAAUUUUGCAGAGCAAACAUCGAAUGUCUCUUUAUACUCUGACUACACAUAAUAACCAACAUCCCUGUAAGACUGAGGCUUCAGGCCAAUCCUUUGCAACUUGAGUCAUUUUAACUUAAAUCAGUAAAACCUGUGUCUAUGAGAUGUGACUCUGGUAAUGGAUUCCACAGUUGCUUGGUCUAUAAGGCAUAAGGGGAAGGUGAGCCCACAGCCUGCCAAGGUAUCCAGCAGCAUGCUUUCUGAGGGCUGGCCCUGCAGCACCGGGAAGAGAUAGGGAGUCCCAUGGCCAUUAAGCUGGCUAGUGAAAAAAGAAAGACAAAGUCAGACUACUGUGAAUGAUGGAUUUACCGUCUUGUCUCUCCCAGGUGAGCCUUUUUCUCAAGAGGAAA